Messenger RNA from Onychostoma macrolepis, 6762 nucleotides. It is a transcript of the gene bmal2, whose product is annotated as basic helix-loop-helix ARNT like 2. Gene Ontology annotation, cellular component: nucleus; aryl hydrocarbon receptor complex; cytoplasm. The transcript is spliced from 18 exons. Gene Ontology annotation, biological process: regulation of transcription by RNA polymerase II. The record is from RefSeq and is a predicted model, not a curated record. Gene Ontology annotation, molecular function: protein dimerization activity; RNA polymerase II cis-regulatory region sequence-specific DNA binding; DNA-binding transcription factor activity, RNA polymerase II-specific. NCBI's taxonomy places the organism in Eukaryota, Metazoa, Chordata, Actinopteri, Cypriniformes, Cyprinidae. Bases 294 to 2198 code for a protein of 634 amino acids.
AAAAUGAAUAUUAGUUCAAUAAUUUACAGUUUUCACCUCUGAUAUUAUAACAGUUAUUAAGAAUCAAAGUUAUGCAUUGACUCGGAAGUACGCGAACGUCUUUUUGGCGGGAGCCGUUGCCAUGGUGAAUCGUAAUUUAGAAGCUCCACUGAUCAUGACUUUUCAUAGUCGUGGUGCACGCGCUAAACUCAGAGUUGAAUAAACUAACACAAUUCAGCCGUUCUGAAACCGAAAACUCUGAGUUUCCCAUCUCAAGCAUCGGAGUCCUGGGCCCCGGCGUACCGGCUCCAGCCAUGUCGGCGAGGAAUACAGCGGCUGGCGGCGGUGACGGAGCGACGGGGGAAAAGCCAGGAGACGCAUUAGAGGAAGAACCCCAGGGCCUCUCCGUCUCUCUGUCUGGUUUGAUGACCCCCACUUCAGCCACCGGCAUGGCCUCAGGCAUGGAGCUGCCCAGAAAACGGAAAGGCAGCAUGGACAACCCGGAAACAAAAUCUGCAUCAAAUCUAGAGGAGGAUAUGGAGGACGAUCAGGGAAGAUCGGAAGGAGACGACCAGCACUUAAAAAUUAAGUGUAUCAGAGAACCUCAUAGUCAGAUCGAGAAACGACGGCGAGACAAGAUGAAUAACUUGAUUGACGAGUUGGCAGCGAUGAUCCCCACCUGUAACCCCAUGUCCCGCAAGCUUGACAAACUCACUGUGUUACGAAUGGCUGUCCAGCACCUCAAAUCACUCAAAGGAGCAACCAGCUCGUUUACAGAAGCCAAUUAUAAACCUGCAUUCCUCCCAGACGAUGAGCUCAAACAUCUUGUCUUAAGGGCUGCGGAUGGAUUUCUCUUUGUGGUUGGCUGUGACCGUGGGAAGAUAGUCUUUGUCUCAGAAUCAGUUUCAAAAAUCCUGAAUUACAAUAGGACGGAGUUAAUUGGACAGAGCCUGUUUGAUUAUGUUCAUCCUAAGGACAUUGGUAAAGUGAAGGAACAGCUGUCUGCCUCUGAACUCUACCCGCGGGAGCGCCUCAUAGACGCCAAAACGGGAUUACAGGUGCAGGCUGAGCUCCCCGUCGGAGCGGCUCGGCUUUGCUCUGGAGCCCGGCGCUCAUUCUUCUGCCGAAUGAAGUACAACAAAGUUACCGUCAAAGAAGAGAAGGACUUCCAGGCUGGUUCAAAAAAGAAGGAGUCACAGCGGUACUGCACUGUGCACUGCACGGGCUACAUGCGCACCUGGCCCACGCGCCAGCUGAGCGCGGAGGGGGAGGCCGAGGCGGAUAAAGAGAGCUCCCACUUCAGCUGCCUGGUAGCAGUGGGCCGCAUGCACCCCCACACCCUCCCGCAGGCCAACGGAGAGAUCAAGGUCAAGCCUACUGAAUUUGUCACCCGCUACGCCAUGGAUGGCAAAUUCACCUUUGUGGAUCAACGAGCCACCACCAUUCUGGGUUAUUUACCCCAGGAGCUGCUAGGCACAUCCUGCUAUGAAUACUUCCAUCUGGACGACCUGCCUCAUUUGGCAGAUAGACACCGAAAAGUGCUGAGGAGUAAAGAGAAGAUUGAGACAAACUGCUAUAAGUUUAAAACGAAAUAUGGCUCUUUCGUCACCUUACAAAGUCAGUGGUUUAGUUUUAUAAAUCCCUGGACCAAAGAAGUAGAAUACAUAGUGUCAACCAACACAGUUAUAUCCGGUAAAAGUAAUCCAGGUGGAUCAGGGGAUAAAUCUGAGCAGCCUAGCAGUUCCAAGGCCUCGGAGGAUGAUUCCAAGAAGUCCCAACAAGUUCCAAUCAUCCCAGGGAUCUCCAGUGCAUCAGGCAUGAUUUACGCUGGGUGCAUAGGGACCCAAAUUGCUAAUGAGAUAAUGGACUAUAAUAGGAUGAACUCCUCACCAUCCAGCGGCAAUACAAGUCCAUUCAGUUUACUGCAGGACAAGUCUCCACUGGCCCUUGUGCAGGCCAGCAGCAAUGUGCCAAAUGGGGAAGCGACAGAUGUGGAGAUGCCUGGCAAAUCAAACUCAGAGGAGGAAGCGAGGGGUGGGGCCUUCACAGUGGGAGAAAGUCUGAUGGAGGGGAGCUCUCAGUUGGAUCUGGAGGGGGUUCCUGGGUUAGGCGUUCUGAGCACUGACGAGGCAGCCAUGGCAGUCAUUAUGAGCUUACUGGAGACCGAUGCCAACCUGGGUGAGGCCGUGGACUUUGACGAGAUGCACUGGUCUCUGUGAACACGGCUCCAGUUUUUUUUUUUUUUAAAGAUCCGUCUUAUCUGGAGCUUUUUAAAAUGAACCAUCCAGUAAUUUUCAUGGGGCAGCAAGCCUUCGACAAUUCUUUGGCUUUCAUGUUUUUAAUUUAUUAGUGUUUUUUUUUAAUGUGUACGGACAAGCUGCAUGGCAGGUUAUCUGAUGGCUGCCGUUGGUGAAGGAGAAUCAAAGGGGACGGGGGUCUCUCUGAGUACCUUAAGCAACAGGACCAGGUUUUAUGUGGUCUGGUGUGCAUUUCUUCACCUCAGCUCUGAGGUCACUUCUGCCCCUUGGCAUGGAUCAGAACGGAGAGACGUUCUUGGCCUGUUUUGCCAUGUUGAGAAACACAUGCCUCAGCCAAGCCAUAAGGCAAGAAUCCAAAUGGUCCACUGUGAUCCAGUGGCGUAAGGAUUUCAAAACUGUUUCCUUAGUCAAUCAACACUUGAACUGACGCUUUUGAGGCAAAGCUGGACAAUUUGUUUUUUUUAUAUAAAAACGUCAUGGGAUUCCUUUGGCAAGGGAAGCCUGGUAGUUAUUUUACCCUUUUAGAGCAGAAAUCAUCUUGAAUUUGAUGUUUUUUGAUGAACAAGAGUGGAAAAACAGGGAGGGGUAUUGGUAAGCGCUUGUGGUCAUUUGUCAAAAAGAACUACUUGAAAAGACUGUGGAAAAAUCUGAAAAUUGAGGAUCACCGUUAGGCCUGACAUUUGUUUUUUCCUCUCUAGUCUACAAACCUGUAUGUGAAUGUGUACUUUUCCCUCAGACCUUCGCCUGUCCUGCCAGGGCUAUGCUUUCUUAAAACAGGGCCGUCACUAAAACUUACAGGGACUGGGACAACAUUUUUAGAGGACCUGGGACAGUGUUCUUGGUUGUUUCCCCCUUAGAUGUAUUAGUUCUGCUGUUCUGAAAGAUGGUCUUGAUGGAGAUGGCCAACAGGUAAAAUGGUGAUUGGAAACUAAUAAGGGCAGGGUCUCUCAGGGAGCAAUUCAUGGAAACCCCUUCUCAAAAUCCUUUAGCGGAUCAGAAAAGUACCACUUUUUAGACCCUUGUAUGAAGGUGGUGUUUAAAACUUCUACAAGGCUUCAUUCUUUCAUUAGUUCUUCUUGUUUAGUUAUGUGCAAAGAGGUAUAACAUGCUCAAAGUGAUCAACAUUUAGAAGGUGAUUGUUGUUUAAAUUGUAUUUUGGAAUUAUAUCCCAUAAUUUUAGUUAUGGGAAUAACCUAAUCUUUACUCAACUUCAAAAUACUAACAAAAUCACUUUUUAUGGAGUAAAAUAACAACAGAGUAAUAGGAAGAUGUUUCUUCCUGCUUCAAGAAGAUGUGUAAUGCAAAUCCAGCCAUGAAGUCAUGAUGGUAACCCACUUUUAAAGUUAUAAUGCACCCUAAAAUGGACAAAAUGUUUAUCAUUUACUCACCCUCAUGUCUUUACAAACCUGUUUGACUUUCUUUCAUGGAACACAAAUGGAGAUGUUUAGAAGAAUGUUUACUCUGCUCUUUUCCAUGUAAUGAAAGUUAACGGUCAUCAUGGGCUUUCAAGCUGCAAUAAGGACUUUAAAAAGCACCAUUGAAGUAUUUCAUAAGAUUUGUGUACUAUAUUCCAAGUCCAACUUAUCCCUUCAUAGAUCUCCAAUUUAAUUUAUGCAAUUUUCUCAGUUUCAAAAUUGCAUUUUAUCCUAAGGCUAGAAUACACUACAAGACUUUUGCCCUGAUUUACAGUCUGGAGGAGUUGACGCUAGUUGCCAAAAGUCAGAGCCAGCAUGCAGCUUUUACAGAUUCCCAAAAUCAUGUUGUAUGCUGGGCACAGAUUCAGAUUUUCUAGCUUCAGACUAUGAUUCCAUUCAGUCAGAAGAUAUCAGACACGUUUUGAACACACAUUGUUUUCAUUUGUCAUAUAUCUCAUAGCAACAAGGCACAUUUCUCAGUGUGUUUGUUGUGUUUGAAACGACUAUGAAGUCUAGUAGUGUGUCAUCUAAAGUUGUUAAGUGUAUGAGUUCGCAAGUGUAUGAUCCCUGGUGGUUUGAAAUCUGAUUUUAAAAGUCAGUACAUUCUAGUCAUAAGGAAGAAAGAAAAUCAUACAGGUUUUGAAAGUAAUGCUGGAAUUUCCAUUUUUGGCUGAACUAUUACUAUAACUGAAGACAAGAGACCUAAGAACAUGUUUUUAUCAUGUUUAAGUAGUAUUAAAUGAAUCUUUAAAUGGAUAAAUCAAAGACAAUGUCCACUGUAGUUUUGAGCCUGUUUUCUCAGAGGGCUACAAUCUCAGAAACAUGACACCUCUUUUUGGGCAGAUGAUCUUUGUAGGCUUUUAAAGUGAUGAUGCUAUCAAAUGCCAUUUCUUGUAAUAAUUCCCUAUUUUGUAUAUUAUAUCUGAGGUCUUAUUGCGUGUGCACAUCCUUGGGAUACUGAUUCUCUCUUCUUUUUCUCUUUCUAAAUUUCUGAUUCCCCUGGGUAAUCAUCAUUCACCUCAAUGAAUUCACAUUUCAGCAUGGCUUUGUAUCUGAUUUUGCACAUUUUCUUCUGAAAUUUUGCUUCCCUUCGUACUGGUGACCUUUCAGUGUAUUGAACUGCUUUACUGUGAUGGUGCACAUGUGCCACAGGAGUCUCAUGGCCUUGCGUGAUGGAAACGGCUGAUUCUGACCAAUUAUACCAAAGCAAUUUGACCGCAGACAUAUUUCAUGUACCCUUAACGCUCAGCUGCCCUGUGCUGUCAGAUGAUCUGUAAUUCUGUGACUAUAGUGUGAGCCGCUUUUUAAAAAAAAAUGUCUUCAUAUCAUUGUCUACUCUGUCACAUGCUGCCAAGAGCUUACUUGAAGGGAGGAUGCCACCCACCCAAUCCAGCUGAAAUGAAAUACUGCUAGAUGAUGUGCACAUCUUUAGUGUGAAAAUAAGUCUUGCCACGUUCCAUUGUUCAUCCAACGCUUGGCUUUGCAAAUGUUACGCAUUACUCAGAAAUAUAAAUGGGGCACUUCCUUAAACCUGACUGAAAUUUCAUGGGAUCAACUGUAAGUGUUUGUCACACAGGUGGUUAGAUGUGUGAGCCAAUCACGAUUCUGGUAAGAUGAUUGGGCAGUUGUAGCCUUAAGCACAGGAACAGCUGCUUUGUUUGCCCCAAUGUACAAGCAUUGCUCUGUGCCAUAACUGCAGGCUUGUCCUAAAAGUCAAAAUUGUGAUUUAUAUUGUGUUUCCUACUCCCCCACAUAGCUUCAUUGUUUUCUAAAGUAAUAGUUCACCCAAAAAUGAAAAUGUACUAAAAUUUACUCACCCUCGGGCCAUUCAAGAUGUAGAUGAGGUUGUUUCUUCAUUGGAACAGAUUUGGAGAAAUUUAGCAUUAUGUCACUCUGCAGUGAAUGGGUGCCGUCAGAAUGAGAGACCAAACAGCUGAUAAACACAUCAUAAUAAUCCACACGACUCUAGUCCAUCAAUUACCAUCUUGUGAAGUGAAAGGCUGCGUGUUUGGAGGAAACAAAUUCAUAAAGGCGAUUUAACUUAAAACUCUUGCUUCUGACCAAAAUGCAAGUCCAUAAUCCAUUAUAAUACUUCCUCUAGUGAAAAAAUUCAACACGUUUGUUUUGGACUGUUCUCACAUGUAAGAGGUGUGCAUAUUUCUCUCCUGAUUCAGAUGAGAUGACUUUUUCACUGGAGAGAACAAUAUUAUUAAUAGAGGUCUUACAUUACUACAAAUGCACAGCUUUUCACUUCACAAAAGACAUUAAUUGAUAGACUGGAGUUGUGUAGCUUACUGAUGGGUUUUUUUUUAUCAGCUGUUUGGACUCUCAUUCUGGCGGCACCCAUUCACUGCAGAGGAUCUAUUCAUGAGCAAGUGACGUAAUGCUAAAUUUCUCCAAAUCUGUUCAGCUGAAGAAACCCAUUUACAUCUUGGAUGGCCUGAGGGUGAGUACAUUUUCAGCAGAUCUAAAUUUUUAGGUGAAAAAUGUCGUUCUGCAGUUGCACUCGGCAGAAAUCAAGUACUGUACGUAGGUUAGAACCACAGACCUUUUCUUCUGUCGCUUUUGUCCUAAUUUCAGCUCUCUCACUAUGUGUAGCCGAAGAAUUUCUUGAUUUUUAUAUUGAUCCAAUAACAUUCAUGCAUGCCUUUUGUGUACCCUUUGCUUUUCUGUACCUUUUUGUUGUUCUGUUAGCUAUCUAAGGGUAUUGGAGAAAGGUUUUUGCCUUAUAAGACAGACAAAGACUUGUUCGUUGUUCUGUUUCCCUUUGUUGUCUGUCUUGGGUGUGUGAUGAAAGUGGUUUGGAUAUUCUGAAGACGUGAAUAUCUCAGUCGGGGAGCAGCCGUUGGGUCGAGCCUCCAGAUCUGCAUGCGUGCACCUCCUCAUCUCUCUGUCUGAGCCUUUGAUCAAGGCUGUCAUGGAACGAGGGGUCUUGUCCAGACAGUCCCCUUUUUUUUGUCUUUUGCUUGCUUCUCCUCCUCUGUUUGUUAUCAAGCAUUUGUAUGACGCCAUCGCUGCUGCUGUCAACAGGUCUGGUUAGUAGCAGAGAAUCUGUCUCUCCAGGCUGACAUGUAAAAAGAUUCUUAAAUAAACAACAUUAGUUUCCUGUA